AAUGUAUUCACAUGUCGACGUAUUGCCGAGGAAGGGGUGGGAUAUGUGUAGACAACGGCGUUACAAACUAACCCCAUGCAUUUCUAUGGAGGAUUGUUUGAGUGUUGUGUCUCCUCUUUAGAAAAUCUCUGGUUUUACAACUGUGUCCAGCGGCUGUGGCCAUAAGUGACGCGCAGUGGAAAAACGCCCACUCUGGUUUGGAGUCGCCCACAGUGUCAAUUGUGUUUUGCAGAGACGUGUGCAAACAGGGAGGGUCGUGUGCAUGACGACAUAAGUCUUCACGUAGGUCCUCUCGGAAACUAGAAAUUCUCACUGCUCUCCCGCCACUCAAUUAUUCUUCACCAAAAUCUGCUCAAAGAAGUUAAUUGAUAAUGUCUGGAAGAGGUAAAGGCGGUAAAGGUCUUGGAAAAGGAGGCGCCAAGCGUCAUCGCAAGGUUCUCCGCGAUAACAUCCAGGGGAUCACAAAGCCCGCUAUCCGCCGCCUGGCUCGCCGUGGUGGUGUGAAGCGUAUCUCUGGGCUCAUCUACGAGGAGACUCGUGGUGUGCUGAAGGUUUUCCUGGAGAACGUGAUCCGUGAUGCAGUCACCUACACCGAACACGCCAAAAGAAAGACCGUAACCGCCAUGGAUGUGGUCUACGCCCUGAAACGCCAGGGUCGUACUCUGUACGGUUUUGGCGGUUAAAAAUGUUACCGUUUCAAGAAAUGUAACGGCUCUUUUAAGAGCCACCCACAGUUUCCACUUAAAUAGCGUGCUUCCAAUGUUUGAAAUAAAGCUCGCACAUACGGGUAAAAA
Alosa sapidissima (American shad) is the source of this 794-nucleotide messenger RNA. RefSeq names its product histone H4. Gene Ontology annotation, biological process: nucleosome assembly. The coding region runs from base 372 to 683 and encodes 103 amino acids. Gene Ontology annotation, molecular function: protein heterodimerization activity; DNA binding; structural constituent of chromatin. The record is from RefSeq and is a predicted model, not a curated record. Gene Ontology annotation, cellular component: nucleosome. The transcript has a single exon. NCBI's taxonomy places the organism in Eukaryota, Metazoa, Chordata, Actinopteri, Clupeiformes, Clupeidae.